Tachyglossus aculeatus (Australian echidna) is the source of this 4441-nucleotide messenger RNA. It is a transcript of the gene UNC119B, whose product is annotated as unc-119 lipid binding chaperone B. Bases 1 to 780 code for a protein of 259 amino acids. Lineage: Eukaryota; Metazoa; Chordata; Mammalia; Monotremata; Tachyglossidae. Gene Ontology annotation, biological process: nervous system development; lipoprotein transport; cilium assembly. Gene Ontology annotation, molecular function: lipid binding. The record is from RefSeq and is a predicted model, not a curated record. Gene Ontology annotation, cellular component: cilium. The transcript is spliced from 5 exons.
AUGAGCGGGGCGCACCCGAGGGCGGCGGCGGCGGCGGCGGGCUCGGCUUCUUCGUCGUCGUCGUCGUCGUCGUCUUCGUCCUCCGCGGGCGCGGGCAAAGAGGAGAAGAAGAAGGCGGGCGGCGGGGUGCUGAGCAGGCUGAAGGCCCGGAGGCCGGGCCCGGGCCCGGGCCCCCUGCCCGUCCCCGUCACCGAGCAGGAGCUGCUGGCCCUCGACGCCAUCAGCCCCGAACACGUCCUGCGCCUCGGACGGGUCACCGACAAUUAUCUAUGCAAGCCCGAAGACAACAUCUACAGUAUUGAUUUUACCCGAUUCAAGAUCCGAGAUCUGGAGACAGGGACGGUCCUCUUUGAGAUCGCCAAGCCUUCUGCUUCAGACCAAGAUGAGGAGGAAGAAGAAGAGGAGGAUGGCGGUGAAGUGGACAGCAGUGCGGGACGUUUCGUUCGCUAUCAGUUCACCCCAGCAUUUCUCCGGCUCCGGACGGUCGGCGCCACAGUGGAGUUCACCGUGGGAGACAAGCCCGUGUCCAACUUCCGGAUGAUCGAGCGGCAUUACUUCCGGGAGCGCUUGCUGAAGAACUUCGAUUUUGAUUUUGGCUUCUGCAUCCCCAGCAGCCGGAACACGUGUGAACACAUCUAUGAAUUCCCUCAGCUCUCCGAGGACGUCAUCCGUCUGAUGGUCGAGCACCCGUACGAGACCCGCUCCGACAGCUUCUACUUUGUGGACAACAAGCUGAUCAUGCACAACAAAGCGGACUACGCCUACAACGGGGGCCAGUAGCCACGGCGCUGGGAGCGGAGGGCGACGGGCUGCAGCAGCGACUCGCCCCGGGCACACGGCACAUUCCCGCCCCGCUCCGCGGCUUUCCGCUGGACAGACCUCCGGAGACCCGGCCCCGGGAAGGAGAGGACGGGGUGAUAACUUUUCUCCCUCAGUGGGGGGGAGAGACUCUCAGCACGGCUAGCCUCCUCAUCCCCAGCGUUCUCUCUUCCCCGUCCCCCGCACUGUCCGUCUCUGUUCUUCGAGUCCCUCUAGGCGAAAGGUUAGGAUGAGACCCUUUUAAUCCAGUUAAAGGAGAUGUUGGUUUCCAUUUGGGCGUAGCCGUGGCCGAGCGUCUGUGCCGUUCUUCGAUGGUGUCCCCUCCCCGCCCCCCGGGUGGGCCGGCCAGCGGUCAGGCUGGCUACCCGUGCCCGGCUACCGAGACCCUGGCGGACGUCUGAUAGCGAGGCCUCCCUCUGGGUCAUUCCUGUGCCCUGUGCGAUGCUGCCAUUUUCACAGCCCGUCAUCGGGCUGGUUGCUCCCAAAUCUCCUGACGGGAAAGGUGGAGAAGGGUCCCCGGAGCUUGGGAACGCCGCCUAUCGGAGAGGGUCAGCUCCCGAGGCCGGCACUGCCUUUGCCCGUUUGGGAUCCGAUGAAGAGCCGAGGGCGGGGAAAGGAGGAUUACGGUCUUCGCGCCAGGAGGGACCCUCCUGCCUUUGUCCCAAGAGCUGAGGAAGGGACUCUGGGCCUGAGGCUGGCCUGGCUUUCUUUACUUCCCCCCACCCCCUCGGAUGUCAGUUUUGGUGUUGGCAUUCCCUUUGCUUUCUUCCAAGGGGUCCGGAAGGGAAACGCAGGCCUGAGCACAGCACGCCGGCCCUGCCGCGGCUGAUUCCAAAUUCUCCAUGCGAGGUGCUGGAAUCUGACCGUGGUGUUCCCGGUUCAUCCGCUUUGAGGCUAGCCUUGCAAAAGAAUUAACCCAGCCUCCGGGGUCUCUCCCGGACCCCAGGUGGGUAGGUUUUCAAGGAAAGGGGUGUGUCGGUUUUAACCACGGGACGCGGCCUUGGCAGGGUUGGGGCUUGGUUCCCAGGAUUUGCUGCCAAAGUUUGACUGCAAAAUUUCUGGAGACUUCUCCUGACCUUCUUUCCUCUACUGAAGUCAUUACUGGAAUUCUUCCUGGCUAUCAUACCAAAGGGCAUUUCUCUGAGCCUUGUCACUCUUGGGUGGAGCGAGGUGAGGGGGCUGAAGCACUGCUGGGGGCGGGUGGCCCACCAGAGAGAGUGCCAAGAGGUGGGAAGGGCUCCCCUCUCGAGAUGCCCCUGUCCUCAGGCUGACUUUCAUCUUUUGGGUCUCCUUCAGAUGGCUGAAUUUGAUCUUAUUUAAGAUGCUUAGGCAAAUCUUGAUAACUCUGUAAUUAGAAGGUCUCCACCUACGGCAGUAACUAUAGCAGUGAUUUAAUCAGGGCGAUCAGAGGUGCCAGCAGGAGUCCAGAGGAGGGUGGUGAUUAGAAUUAUAACAUCAGGAAGGGGAGGGAAGCAGUCGUCUUGGGCUGGAGCGGGGAGAGCGUGGCAGGGAGCGGAGCUGGUGAAAACAGGCUGCGGUGAGGCCAGUUCUCCUCAGCCCUCCCCGCCACACACACCCACCCCCAAGUUGGACAGUUAGUGCCCAGUGAAGGGUUAACCGGUUUUGUCUGUCCUGGAGGGGCCGGUGCCGGGCCUUGUGAUGGUUUUACGGUGGUUUUUCAUCGAGAAGGCCCCAGGAAGGGGCACGGAGUGAGCCAGAGAGCCCGGCUGGUCCCUCCCCUCCAUCCCUCCCUCCUGGAAAAUAAGUGAGAAGUCCAGGAGGAGCUGGGGUGGGGUCGGAAUUCAGGUGCCUUAAGUGUGAAUUUGUCCCCCAUGCUGCUGGGGAAGCAGAGUUGACUCUUCCCGGACGGGUUCCAGCUUCUGUCCUGAAGCCUCCCCAAACCCACUGCUGCGUUUUCGAGGCGACGAACCCGGGGCCGUCGCUCGUCUUCCCGAGCCCGUGGCUCCCAGGCUGCCACGGCAUCUCUGCUCCCUAACAGUAGCCACUUCAGGGAGCUUGGGGAGCUUCUCAGACUGCUUGGCCUCGCAGCAGCCUGAGCAGGUGGGGAGAGCUGUCAGCUUUGGGGGCUACAGGGCGGGUGGCUCUCGGCGAUAAGGGUCAACACAGGUGGCAUUUUUCCCAUUUGGGUCUGGUCACUGCUCCACUCCCUCCUCCGGAUUUGGCUUUCUCCAGAGGGAGUGAAACGAUGCUCUGGACUGUUCUAGACCCUCCAGGGCCCUGCCCGGCUCCUGUGCUGCCCAGGAUUGGCCGGAGACCCGUAGUUGGGCACCCAGCUCUGAGCACAAUCACCCCCACUCGGGCUCGACGGCCAGGGCCAGGCUCUGGGCUAAGGCGGGAGGGUGAGUUUGAAGUUGAGAAUCAGGGAUUUUAGGGUCAGGAAACGAGUCUUGGAGCCCCACUGUUUCGUGUGGUAAUCCAUCAACACCAAGUUGUUAGGGAGCUGGGUUGUUGCUAGGUCGGGUGCGAUGGGGCAGAAGGGAAACUACCUGCCAGAGAAGAGUGUCAGAUGGGGUCCUGGGAGGGCAAGACCGAGCCUCUGGUGGUGGUACCUUCUAGCCAGCGGGCCUUGGCGAAGAGGUGGUGCCUUUGGAUCUGCCUCCUCAUCUUCCUCUCGUCCCACAACGGAGAGAACCCUAGGGCCAGUGUCCCUGCAGAGCUUCUCCUAAGAAAAUAGUCAUCUGUUACGUAUGAUGCUUUGGCGGGGCUAAUUUGAAGGGCAGACAGCCGGGAGGAUUCAGGGGGUUUGGGAAUGGUUUGGGGUGAUCCUUCCCCCUCUCGCCUCCCGUUCCUACCCCCGCAAUCUCCUCCCCGGACACGGAGAAGCUGGCGCUCUGGCAGAUUUUCCCAUUUGCAGGGAUCUGUGCUUCCUCAGGCCUCUCCCGGGCCCUGCCCCCUCAGGUCUCCUCCCGCUUGGCCGGUCGGUGCCAUUGGCGGUGGACGCUUGGCCAUUCUGACCCGACCCUUUCAGGGAGAGGCACGGCUGCGUGCGUUUGCCGCUGGACAAAUCUAGCUGGUCGGAAGAACAUAUGCUGAGCGGUGGGGGAUGUUACCGUUGAUUAGGCAGUUCGGGAGAUUAAGUGUGCGGACGGGGUGAGUUCCCCAGGGCAGCCGUCUGAAUCGCAACUCUUUCUGGAGGGUCACCCAAGCAAGGGAUGAAGAAAGUCCGCAGAAAUCUCCGAGGGAGAAGACCAACGGCCCCAGGCCCUUCAGAGAUGCUCAGAGAUGACCCUGUCCUGAUGCUGCAGAGCUCUGCUCUCUGAGCUCCCGCUCCUGUCCCCUGCCUGUCGUCUCCACGUUACUUAGUCUCCUGGCUCCAAAAAGGAUCUGGAAAGAUCAUGGGGGGGGUUUUGCCCUUGUCUCGCAAAGGUCGGGUAAAGUCACUGAUGUCUUCAAAGUCUAUUUUUUUUUUCCUCGUAAAGCUAUUUUUCUCAGAACAGAAGCAGCAUCGAUGUGACCUCCCUCCCCGUUCUCCCUCACCUAGGAGCCGCGUCGGGCUGUGUGUAACGUCUCCGUGUCCAGAAUGACUUAGGUGACCUUAUUUGUAUAAAAUGUUAUUUUGUCACGAAGCAAUAGAAUAAAAAGGAAGGUGGUUUUUUUCACA